Molecule: messenger RNA, 2352 nt
Organism: Alternaria atra
Lineage: Eukaryota; Fungi; Ascomycota; Dothideomycetes; Pleosporales; Pleosporaceae
Exons: 2
Coding region: 1-2352 (783 amino acids)
Biological process (GO): ribosome biogenesis; maturation of LSU-rRNA from tricistronic rRNA transcript (SSU-rRNA, 5.8S rRNA, LSU-rRNA)
Cellular component (GO): preribosome, large subunit precursor; PeBoW complex
Molecular function (GO): ribonucleoprotein complex binding; protein binding
Source: RefSeq, a predicted model, not a curated record
AUGUCUGUCAACCCCCGCAAGAGAAAGGUAGUGACGCGCCCGGCGCCUGAGCCAAGUGACUCCGAGGACGAAUUGGGAGAAGGACUGCUCGAUGGCAUCUUGUCGCAUUCCGAGGACGACUCGGACGACAGCCAAGAUGGAGAUGCCGAUACCGAUGCCAGCAGUGUGAUUGAGGGCCUUUCAGAUGAAGAUGAAGAGGAGGAUGAUGAAGAUAGUGACGCAGAGCAGAUCCGUGAGGAAAUGCGCAAUUUGAAUACCUCAGAUGUUCCGUUGCGCAAGAAGAAUGGAGUACCGACGCACGAAAUGGAUCUGGACGUGAACGGUGGCGCAACAGGCGAACUGGACGACGAUGAAGACCUCAAGCCCAACUACACUGUCACUACCGAUGCGCACGGCAACACUCGCUACAUCUACAAAGAAAUCGACCCAAUUUACGAGUCAGACGACUCUGACGUCGAAGCUACGAACACGAUCGGAAACAUCGACCUCAAGUACUACGAUGAAUACCCGCAUAUUGGCUACGAUAUCAACGGCAAGAAGAUCAUGCGCCCGGCGAAGGGAGAGGCACUGGAUGCGCUGUUAGACAGUAUCGACAUACCGAAGGGCUGGACAGGUUUGACGGAUCCUCAGACAGGAAAGCCGCUGAAUCUGUCAGAGGAGGAGCUACAGGUACUCAAGAAGCUCACAAGGAAUGAGGUCGUUGAGGACGGAUAUGACCCAUACCCAGAGAUGGUUGCCUACUUUUCUGGCAAGCAGGAGAUUAUGCCGCUGAGCGCUGCACCAGAGCCCAAGCGACGUUUCAUUCCCUCCAAGCACGAGGCGAAGCGCGUCAUGAAACUCGUCAAGGCAAUUAGAGAAGGCAGAAUCCAGCCAUACAAGGCACCUGAGGAGCAGGAAGAAGAGCAGGAUGUUUUCACCUUCGACGUAUGGGCGGACGAGAAGCCACGACCAGACAACUCAAUGCACAUUCCCGCCCCUAAGCUGCCACCGCCUGGCUACGAAGCGAGUUAUCACCCACCGCCCGAGUAUCUGCCGGAUAAGGCUGAGGAACAGGCGUGGUUGGAACAAGACGAAGAGGACCGAGAGAAGGACUUUUUGCCCAAAAACUACGAUGCAUUGCGCAAGGUUCCUGGAUACGAGACAUUCGUCAAGGAACGAUUUGAGCGAAGCUUGGAUCUCUACUUGGCUCCUCGUAUUCGAAGGAACCGACUCAACAUCGACCCUGAAUCACUGCUACCUAAGCUACCAAAUCCUGAAGAGCUGAAGCCCUUCCCAACCACUUGUGCUGCAAUUUUCCGCGGACAAGAAGGACGCGUCCGCUGCGUGUCAAUCGAUCCAAACGGUAUCUUUGUUGCGAGCGGAGGUGACGAUGGCUACGUGAGGAUCUGGGAGAUUUUGACCGGUCGCCAAGUCUGGAAUGCAAAGCUGUCAGAUGAAGAAGCUGUGGACGCCGUACAAUGGAGGCCUACCAAGGAUGCGGCCGUCGUUGCUGCCGCUUGCGGCGAGAACGUCUACCUGAUCGUACCUUUCACGCUUCUUUCACCGGACAUAGAGCAAGCUAGUCGCGAGGUUCUCGACGCAGGUUGGGGUUACGCAACGUCAAAGCCUAAAUCGACAGACGGCGAGGCACCUAAACAAGCACCGGGCAAGUGGAGCCGUCCAGGAGCUCGUCUUGAGAACAAGGGCGUUCUCGUUCAAGUUGAAGUCCGAUCAGCUGUCAAGAUUGUCAACUGGCACCGAAGAGGAGAUUACUUUGCCACAGUCUCGCCUCGCGGUCAAAGCACAGCAGUGGCCAUCCAUACCGUCUCGAAACAUCUCACUCAACUCCCCUUCCGUCGCCUCAAGGGUAUCGCACAAACAGCACAAUUCCACCCCUCCAAGGCCAUCUUCUUCGUCGCUACCCGCAACACCAUCCGCAGCUACGAUCUCGCGAAGCAAGAACUUGUUAAGAUCUUGCAACCAGGUGCCAAGUGGAUCUCGUCUAUUGAUGUGCAUCCCGGUGGUGAUAACAUCAUCGUCGGAACAUACGACAAGCGUCUCCUCUGGCACGAUCUCGACCUCUCCAACAAACCCUACAAGACUCUUCGUUUCCACAAGGAGGCUAUCCGUGCAGUACGUUUCCAUCAAGGCGGUCUACCUCUCUUCGCCGAUACCUCCGACGACGGCACCAUCCAGAUUUUCCACGGAAAGGUUGUAGGAGACCUGAUGGAGAACGCAACUAUUGUUCCCUUGAAGGUAUUGAAAGGACACAAGGUCAAGAGCAGGUUGGGUGUUAUGGGUCUCGACUGGCAUCCCAGAGAGCCAUGGUGUGUAUCGGCUGGUGCGGAUGGAACACUGAGGCUGUGGAGCUAG